AGAAUGCUUCAAUAAGGAAGCGUACCGUUUCUUCCUCUUUCUCCAUUCCGGUUGGCAUCUGAGGCACCGAUCGGUUGAUCGUUGCAAAGUCUGGAAGGUCAGAGCAAAAAAUGAAGGUUGCCAUUAUUCCUGGGAAUGGAUCUGGAGAUGUAUUCCAUGCCAACUGGUAUGGCUGGGCACAUGAGAAAAUCAACAACCUAUCUGGAGUGACCUCUGACCUACAAAACAUGCCUGACCCUAUCACUGCUCGAGAGAAUAUCUGGAUCCCAUUCAUGCGUGACAAAAUGUCAUGUGAUGAAUCAACUGUUAUCAUUGGACACAGCUCUGGUGCUGAAGCUGCCAUGAGAUUUGCAGAAAGUUACAAGGUCAAAGGCAUUAUAUUGGUCUCCGCAUGUGUCACAGACCUUGGGGAUGAAAAUGAACGGGAGAGUGGGUACUACAGCCGACCUUGGGAAUGGCAAAAAAUUAAGGCCAAUACUGAUUUUAUAGUACAGUUUGGGUCAACAGAUGACCCAUUUAUACCAUGGGAAGAACACCAGCAGGUAGCAGAUGGCCUCCAACCCGAACUUUACAAGUUUUCUGACCGUGGACACUUCAUGAAUUCUGUGUUUCCUGAGCUUAUCAAUGUUGUUAAGUCAAAAUUGUGUUGAAAAUAACAUAAUCAGAUUUGGAUUUUUUAUCAAGCUUUUACAUUUACAGCUGUGGUAACUCUCAGUCUGUCUUUGAUUGGUUAAAAGUGUUGAUGCAGGAUGGUGUUAGACAAUCUAUUCUGCAAUACGUCUAUAUCUGGCAAUACAUAUUGGGUAAAAAUUUAAA
Molecule: messenger RNA, 816 nt
Organism: Ylistrum balloti
Lineage: Eukaryota; Metazoa; Mollusca; Bivalvia; Pectinida; Pectinidae
Product: serine hydrolase RBBP9-like
Exons: 2
Coding region: 111-650 (179 amino acids)
Molecular function (GO): hydrolase activity
Source: RefSeq, a predicted model, not a curated record